GAGCUUCUUGCCGGCCAGCAGCAUGGAAUCUCCUUGCAGGGUGAGUUGGCCAACAACCUCUACGUGUGGUACGAUUAUUUUUGCUGUCCACAGGCUAACUUACGCCAUCGCCAAUCUGCGAUACACAGCAUUCCUGCCUAUGUGGCCUGUUGCCAGAUAUUCUGCGUCCUUUGCCCUAACGUCCGCCACACGGAGUCGAAUGCACUUCUUAGCAAACACACCUGGGCAGGGAGAGGUUGGUGUA
Molecule: messenger RNA, 244 nt
Organism: Symbiodinium pilosum
Lineage: Eukaryota; Dinophyceae; Suessiales; Symbiodiniaceae
Source: the annotation of a GenBank genome assembly